CCAAUCCGCGAAGGGGUAAGAUCUCGGCGGAAAGGAAGUUCUUUUUUUUCCUAAGCUAACGCUUCGUUGUCGGUGCGACUCUUCACUGCUGGGCUUCCUCGCGAACCGCCGAAGCGACGCGUCUAGGAGUUGCGUGUGCUGAAACUCGGCGUAUAAGGUGCUUACUUGCUUUGGCGCAACACCCUUUCAAUGGCACAUAUCAGUAUAAAUCAGUAUCUGCAACAGGUGUUAGAAUCUAUUGACAGCAGAGAUGGACUGUUUUGUGCAGAGUUGGUGUCAUUUAAACAUCCUCAUGUUGCAAAUCCUAGACUUCAGCUUUCAUCUCCAGAAGAAAAAUGUCAGCAAGUGCUGGAACCACCCUAUGAUGAAAUGUUUGCUGCCCACUUAAGAUGUACUUACGCAGUUGCCAACCACGAUUUUGUAGAAGCUUACAAGUGCCAGACAGUUAUAGUACAAUCUUUCCUGAGAGCCUUUCAAGCGCACAAAGAAGAAAACUGGGCUUUGCCUAUUAUGUAUGCGGUAGCCCUUGAUCUUCGAAUUUUUGCUAAUAGUGCUGACCAGCAGCUGGCAAAGAAAGGCAAAGGCAAAGUUGGCGACAUGUUGGAAAAAGCAGCAGAACUCCUUAUGAGCUGUUUUCGAGUAUGUGCCAGCGACACUCGAGCUGGCAUUGAGGAUUCCAAGAAGUGGGGCAUGUUGUUUCUGGUGAAUCAGCUGUUCAAGAUUUAUUUUAAGAUCAACAAGCUUCAUCUGUGCAAGCCACUGAUAAGAGCAAUUGAUAGCUCAAAUCUUAAGGAUGAAUACAGUAUGGCACAGAGGGUUACAUACAGAUACUAUGUUGGACGGAAAGCUAUGUUUGACAGUGACUUUAAACAAGCGGAAGAGUAUCUGUCUUUUGCCUUUGAGCACUGCCACCGCUCCAGCCAGAAAAACAAAAGGAUGAUUUUAAUUUAUUUGCUGCCUGUGAAAAUGUUACUGGGCCACAUGCCAAUGAUCCAGCUUUUAAAAAAAUAUGACCUCAUGCAGUUUGCUGAAGUUACAAAGGCUGUGAGUGAAGGGAACCUUCUUUUAUUGAACGAGGCUCUGGCGAAACAUGAGACAUUCUUCAUCCGCUGUGGUAUCUUCCUUAUUCUCGAGAAGCUGAAAAUCAUCACCUACAGGAAUCUCUUCAAGAAAGUGUAUUUGUUACUCAAAACUCACCAACUGUCUUUAGAUGCCUUUCUGGUUGCCCUGAAAUUCAUGAAAGUUAAUGAUGUGGAUACGGAUGAAGUCCAGUGCAUUCUAGCUAACCUCAUAUAUAUGGGUCACAUCAAAGGCUAUAUAUCGCACCAGCACCAAAAGCUUGUUGUCAGCAAGCAAAACCCGUUUCCUCCAUUGUCUACCGUCUGUUGAAUCUGCUGUGACCUAAAUGGAGAUGUGCUGUCCAUCGACGCUGGUUGCUGUUGGAGCACGAUGGAACUGGCCGUGAAUUUAGACCAAAUCUGUUGGGAGUACUCAUGACUAUUUAAGAGACUACUAUAAUGAAAUGGGGCUUUCCUGCUUAUUCCUCCAACCCAAACCCACUCUGCACUGUCAUAGGAACUUUUCAAACAGCAGGCAGGCAGAGGCUAGGGAAAACGGGAGAAUCUGGCAAGGCUGCCUUGUGGAACUGUGCUGGAUCCAAGCCUUGUAGAAAACUUUUUUUAAAAAUUGUUUUUGUAAAGUUGUGUCUUCUUUUGACACCCUUUGGUUAAAUGUUAUCGUAGCUGGAACAGUUGAAAAUGUGUUUUGCAGACAUUUGUAUCUGAUAUUGGUUGACUAUAAAUACUGAAUAACAGUCAACAUUCAUCUUGUGGUAUUUGUGUGUUCAAACAACAGAGAAGGGCUAGAAAAUCCUCAUUUUUUUCUGAGAGGAUUGAAACUUAUUUAUUUAAUUGGACGUUUUUAAAAUGCUUUGGUGUGGCUUGUUUGCUUUCCUCAUGCACUGUGUGCGACCUCCGUUUAGCAUCUUUUGAAAUAGUUGACUGCAAAAAAAAAAGACAUUGAAUUUACAAAGAAUAAUAGUUGGUCUGGUUUUGUAAAAUAGUUGAAUAGCUCCAUUUUGUUAAGCAUUCCGAUUCCUUUCUGCAGUGUGUAUCUCAGGAGUCACAGAAAUAAAUGUGAUAAUUCCCACUGAAGAGACUACAGCGGUGAAUAAGAAGAAUGUCUUUCACAUAAAUUUGUAGUCAGAUUUUACACCACGGUUUUAUCAAUCUAUGCAGAUGACAUUUAUACGCAGAUGGGCUUUCAUUGCCCCUGCAAGAUUGCAUGUAGGACAAUGUCUUGAAGUGUUGUCUGAAAUCCUGUCAUACAGGCGCACCCCUGCUUGCUAAAACUCAUGCAAAUGUAGCCAUGGAAAUCAAAAGGCACCAACAGUUGCAAUAACUCAGGACCAGCUAGUACUGUGUAAAUAAAGCUACAUUAUUAUUAUUUUUUAAA
Molecule: messenger RNA, 2454 nt
Organism: Podarcis raffonei (Aeolian wall lizard)
Lineage: Eukaryota; Metazoa; Chordata; Lepidosauria; Squamata; Lacertidae
Gene: PCID2
Product: PCI domain containing 2
Exons: 15
Coding region: 190-1389 (399 amino acids)
Biological process (GO): transcription elongation by RNA polymerase II; poly(A)+ mRNA export from nucleus; post-transcriptional tethering of RNA polymerase II gene DNA at nuclear periphery
Cellular component (GO): transcription export complex 2
Molecular function (GO): double-stranded DNA binding; RNA binding
Source: RefSeq, a predicted model, not a curated record